This is a messenger RNA of Pristis pectinata (smalltooth sawfish), 7861 nucleotides long. RefSeq names its product FAD-dependent oxidoreductase domain containing 2 (gene foxred2). NCBI's taxonomy places the organism in Eukaryota, Metazoa, Chordata, Chondrichthyes, Rhinopristiformes, Pristidae. The transcript is spliced from 10 exons. The record is from RefSeq and is a predicted model, not a curated record. Bases 406 to 2439 code for a protein of 677 amino acids. Gene Ontology annotation, molecular function: monooxygenase activity; flavin adenine dinucleotide binding.
GGGCAGUGACGCAUGACGCAGGGUAAACUGCGGUCGGUGACGGCGCCGGAGUGGAUGGCCCGGGAUUGGAGCCGCGACGUGGCGGCAGGCUGUGCUGGUGAAUUGAAGUUGACAGUGCAUUUUAUCCAUGUCUGCCUUCAUUGAGAGGUGGCUCCCGACAUAUUGGAAGUGGUCCCAGAGUCUUGCCAUGAAUCUUAAUCAUCAGAGAGCAGCACUGUACAGUGGAAGGCAGAUUGGUGGAGGACCUUAGUCUUGAGGAUAUUGACCGUAAAGUCCAUCUUCACAUUUGCUUCAGUGAACAAGUGGACGAUGGUUUGGACCUCGGCCUUCAAGUGUGCACAGAAGCGUGUCAUCUGCACACUGCUGCUCGACUAUUGAGUUGGGCGUUGAUGCUGUGGGGACAGCAUGCCAGCAUUAUGGGUGAGUUGUACCCUCGGCAUACUUGUGGCGGGUGUUGCCUUUGUCUCCUUGUGUGGAGCUGUGCCAUCAAACUACCUGCACCUUGAAUACUGUGUGAUCGGCGCAGGUCCCAGUGGCCUGCAGAUCGGUUACUUUCUGCAACAGUCCCAAAGACAAUAUCUGAUUUUUGAGCGCAGUAACAUCUCUGGGAGCUUUUUUGUACGUUAUCCCCGUCAUCGGAAACUCAUCAGUAUCAACAAGCGUUACACUGGGAAACAGAACAAAGAGUUUAACCUCCGCCAUGACUGGAACUCACUGCUCAGUCAUGAUGACAAUCUGCUGUACAAACACUACUCCAAAGAUUUCUUCCCUCAUGCUGACACCAUGCUCCAAUACUUGAAUGACUUUACAAGAACAUUUAAACUGAAGGUUCAGUACAACACAGAGAUAAAGUGGAUUGAAGCCAAAAGGGAUCCCCAGGCCUGGAAUGGGCUUUAUUUCUUUCUGACAGAUCAGAACGAUCAUCAUUACAGGUGCAGUGUCCUAUUAGUAGCAACUGGAUUAGGGGUACCCCAUGUGCCCGAUUUUCCAGGUUCUGAACAUGUUGAGGGCUAUGAGACUGUUUCUGUGGACCCGGAUGACUUUGUUGGGCAAUCAGUCCUCAUCCUAGGUCGGGGCAAUGCAGCAUUUGAGACAGCAGACAACAUUGCUGGAGUGACGAACUUUAUUCAUGCAGUGAGUCGGUCCCGAAUACGGCUUGCCUGGGCCACUCAUUAUGUUGGAGAUCUCCGGGCAGUGAACAACGCACUACUGGACACCUAUCAGCUGAAGUCACUGGAUGGCUUGCUGGAGGGAGACCUGGAAAACACUGUCCUAAUCCAAGACAAAAAGGGAAAGUUACACUUACGGCUAAGACAUCACUUUUUCAAGAACAACACCUUCCAAGAUAUGUCCUACAACAGAAAUGAGCAGCUCCUCCUGUCUGAAGAAGUGGCAGAUAACCUGGCGGUGCGUCUGCCUUAUGACCGUGUCAUCCGCUGCUUGGGGUGGAAAUUUGACUUUUCCAUUUUCAGCAAUCUUACUAAGCCUCAGAGAGGUCGAGGUCGCAUGAAUAAGUACCCACUGGUCAAAGCCACCUAUGAAGCAGAAAAUCUUCCGGGAAUGUUUAUUAUUGGGACAGCCAGUCAUUCCGUUGAUUAUAGGAAGGCAGCUGGUGGCUUCAUCCAUGGGUUCCGCUACACAGCCCGUGCAGUUCACCGUCUGCUGGAGCAUCGAUACCACGGUGUUCACUGGCCAGCCACUGUCCAGCCCAUCUCCCAGCUGACCAAUGCCAUCAUCAAGCGCAUCAAUGAGGCUUCCGGUAUUUAUCAGAUGUUCAGUGUCCUUGCAGACGUUGUGCUACUGCAGAAAAAUGCCACCGGGUUUGAGUACUUGGAAGAAUAUCCGGUUGGAGCACUUCCAUAUCUUUGGGAAAACACCGGGAAAAAUGCAGAAAAUGGACUGUUUGUUAUUAAUUUGGAAUACGGGAUCAACUUCUCCAAACCAGAGGCAGAUGUUUUCCAUCCUAGCCGUUCAGUGGGAGAGCCAAAGCAUGCAUGGCUCUCAAACUUUCUGCACCCUGUCAUCUACUUCUACAGACGCCUCCCAACAGAGACGGAGAUGAUGCAGAGACCGAAGCUCUGGCCGCUGCCACGGCCGAGACACAUCCAUCACAUUGUGGAAGACUUCCUGACGGACUGGACAGCUGCCAAAGCUCAUAUCCUGCCCCUGCGCCGCUUCCUGGAGACCUGCCUGGGCACUGACCUCAGAAACUUCUUUGCAGAAUCAUGCUUCAAGUUUGCUCUGACCAAUCAGCAUCUGCCACCCUUCUGUUACCAUGGUUACUUGAACAAGCAAGGGUUGCUGGGCAAUGAGAACUGGCAGCACACCUACAGCGGUGACGAGAUGGGCCAUCUUUCUGGUGUCUCCAUCGAGGAACACUCACACCAGCACCUGUCCAGUGAGCAGAGGGAGAAGCCGUUGCCCAUAACGACCACCUGAGCAACUGGCUGGUUGGAGGAGUUGCUAUUUAAUGGUCUGACCACCAGUGCACCAUAACCAGGUGAGGCCCAAGUCCACUCAGUUUCUCCUCGUUACAGAACUGAUUCCAGCAACUUCAAUGCUGCUGUUAGAAAUAAGGAAUUUGCUAAACUUUUGUACAAUAAACCAAGACACUGCAAAUAAGGGACAUUCAAAACAAAAAUACAGAAUGCUGGAAUUACUUGAAGGUCAGGCAACUUCUCCAGAACCCAACCCAGUUAACUGCACCUCUCUCUGGAGGUCUUGCCAGGCCUGCUUAGAUUUUGUGCAAUGUAAUAUUUACACAUGAAAUGUCAAGCCAAAAAUAUUUAUCCAUUUAGCAGGGAGAAUUUUUACAUUAUUAGAUUUGCUACUUGUUGGGGCUUUCCUGAAACAUUUUUAAGAAGUUUCUUAUUGCAGGUUUGAUUCCCCCAAUGCAAUGUUUACACGGCAGACUUCUGCAUCCAAGUCAAACCAGGUAUUAAAAGGUUUUAAAGAUAGGACAUGCAUGUCAUGUACAGCAGAUCCAUUAGCGUCACUGGUUGGCGGAUUGUGAUGUUUUGGCUUUAACCCAAAGUCACUAAAGGAGAUUGAGCAUUGUUGCAGUUCAGUGUGGGCGAGCUUGUUCACUGUUUUCUACAUUCCAAAAGGGACUACCUCAUGAGAUUUGAGAAGACGCAAAUGAAUACAAGUCAUUUCUUGUUUCUGUUUUGGGGCUUGUCUUUGUUUAUGACUGGAGGUCUUAUACGAUGGGCUUGCUGGAACUGUGGUUGAGUUCAACUCAGCCUGGUUCUGGUGACCAACACGCAGAGCCAAGGGGCAGUACAACACAGGCUUGGACCUGCUCUCCUCGCUGACCAUCCCCAACCGCUCCCCCCCACCCACCCCCCCCCCCCCAACACCUUGCUUAUCUCAUUUGAAGAACUUCAUAUAUAACUGUAAUGCCAUUAGGUUCCUGCAGGUGAUGCUACUGAGCUAUUAUCAUUAAUGGACGUGGGUAAAUUCUGGGCUAUGUGCCAAAUAAUCUGUUAGGAGGAUAUGAAUCAGCAAAGACUUGGCAAAUGGAGGGGGUGUAAAAUGCCUCAGGAAGUCACGUAUGUCAGGGGAAAAGGUACCAGGACAGCAAAAGCAACUGAAUACAAGUGUUUUGGAGCAAAAACCAAAGAGUGGGUAUACAGGCGGUGGGAAAACGUUGCACGGUUUGGAUGAAUCAAAAGCCCGAGGGACGUAAUCCCUGAAGCUGAGAGUGUGGGGACCAACAGAAUCAGAAACCCCACCCCGAAUAAAAACUGGCUUGGAGAGCCAGGAAGAAGCAGGACAGGACCCGUCGGUGCAGAACCCUCCUCAUACGUUGGGUGUAAAGUCAGCAACUGUGUAAAUCACAGAGGCUGAGAGAGGUUCGGUACAGGCAAACUCUCUCCCUGCUCUGUAAUCUCGGUCAGCCCAACCUACAAGAAGUUUUUCCAUCCUUGGGGGGCCUUUUAUUGGCGUUCGCCCUCGGCUCCAUUUUCAAACAUCACCACAGUGGAGUCCUGGGCUGUAAUCAAUCAGCCAAUGGAUACCUUUAGCAGUACCAGGCGCCGUGCCCUUACACUCUCAGACCCUGCCAGCUUCAUGGUUUUGAACAUGUUGGGAUUUGUCUCGCCUGUUUUCCUUGUCUGCUCACUUUCCCUGUGACUUCCAUUGUUCACAGGCCACAGACGUACAAUUUGUUUUUUUUACCAUCAAGUCAUUCAGUCAGGUCACAUUGUCUCUUCUAAUACACUCCAUUUAUUCAUUAUGAACCAUAGUAAAUGUUUUAAGUCUACCAUCGAACCAUAGAACAAUACAGCACAAUACAGGCCCUUCGGCCCACCAUGUUGUGCCGACUUUUAAACCUCGCUUAAGACUAUCUAACCCCUUCCUCCCACAUAUCCCCCUAUUUUAAAUUCCUCCAUAUGCUUAUCUAACAAUCUCUUGAACUUGACCAACGUACUUGCCUCCACCACCACCCCAGGCAGCGCAUUCCAUGCACCAACCACUCUCUGGGUGAAAAACCUCUCUCUGAUAUCUCCCUUGAACUUCCCACCCAUUACUUUAAAGCCAUGCCCUCUUGUAUUGAGCAUUGGUGCCCUGGGAAAGAGACGCUGGCUGUCCACUCUAUCUAUUCCUCUUAAUAUUUUGUAUACCUCUAUCAUGUCUUCCCUCAUCCUCCUCCUCUCCAAAGAGUAAAGCCCUAGCUCCCUUAGUCUCUCCUCAUAAUCCAUACUCUCCAAUCCAGGCAGCAUCCUGGUAAAUCUCCUCUGCACCCUUUCCAACGCUUCCACAUCCUUUCUAUAAUGAGGUGGUGACCAGAACUGGACACAGUACUCUAAGUUUGGUCUAACCAGAGUUUUGUAGAGCUGCAUCAUUACCUUGCAGCUCUUAAACUCAAUCCCACGAUUUAUGAAAGGUAACAUCCCAUAAGCUUUCUUAACUACCCUAUCCACCUGCGAGGCAACUUUCAGUGAUCUGUGGAUCUGAACCCCCAGAUCCCUCUGCUCUUCCACACUCCCCAGAAUCCUGCCAUUAACCUUGUACUCUGCCUUGGAGUUUGUCCUUCCAAAGUGUACCACCUCACACUUCUUCAGAUUGAACUCCAUCUGCUGCUUCUCAGCCCAGCCCUGCAUCCUAUCAAUAUCCCUCUGCAAUCUUCGACAGUCCUCCACACUAUCCACAACACCACUAACCUUAAUGUCGUCUGCAAACUUGCUAACCCACCCUUCUACCCCCUAGUUUUAUUCUACCAAAAGAAAUCAACCCAUUUCCUCCCCACUGUCUGCAAGUGGUCCUGUUUCAGUGUAAAUGUGAUCCUAGAUUGAACCUUGAGUGGUGAGAAGGGGAUGUAUUGAAUCCUGACAGUGUUGGAUGAUGCUCAGUGCUGUAGCAUUGGGUAACAUCAGGGACUGUGGCACUGGGAGCUGAUGUUGGGUGGCACCCAGCUACGUGGUGUUCUUCACUACUGCUAUGUUCUUUCCAGAGUGUGUUCUGCCCAAUUCUCCUGUUUAAUUCAUUUUUCUCUCCAGUAUUCCCACCCGUUGUUCUGACAUUCAGCUGAAGUGAGCCAGAUGCUCGCUGCUUGAGGGUCUUUCGCCCAAGUGCCUUUAUUUACACAGAACAAGGAUGACAUCCCCAGGCAUCAGCAGAAACAUCUCACCCUGCCAAACAUGCACUGUCAGCAGGGUCACUGCAAGGUGACCAGAAGCAGGAAUCCACACCAAUAUUCCAUCCCAUUUAAACCUCCUAGCCCAGAAACAAACCGUAACACUUUUUUCCACUAACCAAACUCGAAUCAGCUGACUCCAGGGAUGGCAAGCUGGUCGAGUACCUGGUGGGGAGCGUCUCCACCUUCAGAGCUGUGAUUAUUUCUACUGUCUCAGCAGAGUGUGGGCUUUUGGACUCUGUGAGAUAAGAGAACAAACACUGUCCAACUUUCUGUUCAACUGAGAGUUGAGUAAAAGAUAAAUUCUGCUGCAACAAUGCAUGUUAAUCUCAGAGGCUAAUCUUGGCACCAACUCAAGAUAAUGACGGGAGUAGUGGAGGGCUCCAUUCCCCAGCACAAGCCUGUCUCCCACUGCAGCUUGUCCCUGUGGCUUCAUGCAGUCAUGGAAUGAUAUCUCACAGAAGACAGCCAUGGAGCCUGCUUUGGAGCAAAGAAGGCUAAGAGAGAUUUAGCAGUGACGUUCAAACCCUGCAAGCUUUUGGCCCCUCAAAAGAACAUUCCGGUUAGUCUUUUCCUUCCAAAUAUUCCACAAUUAAUAACCAACUCUCUUUCAGAAGCCGCUGUUGAAUCAUCUUUAAUUACUCCUUUAGGAAGCUCAAUCCAGAUCAAAACUUGUUAUGAGAAAAUGUUCUUCUCCUCUCAGUUGCACAGUGAGUAGAGCUGCUGUCUCACAGCACCAGAGAUGUGGGUUAAUCCUGACCGGUGCUGUCUGUGUGGAGUUUGCACGUUCUCCCUGUGACCCUGUGGGUUUCCUAGGUGCUCCAGUUGCGUCCUAUAUCCCAAAGACAUGCAAAUUGAUCACUCUAAAUUGUCCGUAGUGUGUAGGUGAGUGGUAGAAUUUGGGGUUAGCUGGAAGAAAAUCUGGUGAGAAUAAAAAGUGGUAUUAACAUAGGAUUAGUGUAAAUGCUGGUUGAUGGUUGGCAUGGACUUGAUGGGCCGAAAGGGCCUAUUUCUGUGCUGUAUCUCUCCAUGACUAUGAUAAAUAAUCCAAGCUGCUGGGAUCGCGUGUGGGUCACCAACGUCCUGCCAUCAGCCACAACAGUAAGAGCGUUUCAGAAUUCAAGAAGGGACCAUCUUGCACGAGUCCCCACUACUGGACACCCACUGUCUCCUGCUGACAAGUGCAUGUGGCAAGCAAGGGCUGCAUUAGGUUUAAACAUCAUGCCUCCAUUGUUCCUACAAUCACGUGGUUCCCCCACCCCGCCCCCCCCCCCCCACAUCCCAAAGAUGUGCAGGUUGGUAGGUUAAUUGGCUACUGUAAAAUGCCCCUGGUGUGUAGGUGAGUGCUACAAUCUGGGGAGCGGAGUAACAAGAAUGAAUAAAAAUGGGAUUAAAGUAGGAUUAGUGUAAAUGAGUGGUUGAAGGUCAGUGUGGACUUGAUGGGCUGAAGGGCUUGUAUCUGUGCUGUAUCUCUCUAGGGCUGUCUCCCCUCUGACUCUUUUAUCAGUCACCUUGAAUCCUCUGGUUGUUGAUUAUCCUUUUAAGUUCUUUGAAAUAUCGAAAGCUUCUGGGGUUUUGAACAUUCUGGGUAAAUUUCCCCUUGCACUUCUCUGCUCCAAGCCUGGUUUCUGGAGCAGAACACUGGAGCUGGUGUAAAUCUGAAACAAUCAGAAAGCUGGAAGCAGCUGGCAGGUCGAGAGAAACGGUCAACGUUUCAGGUCAGGAACCCUUCAUCGGUAGCCUACCAUCUCCUGUUUCUCCACAUAACUGAGACCGCUCGACACAGGAUUGAGUUCUAUUUGUACCCCCCCCCCCCCUUUCUUUUGAAUAAUUCUGUGGACGUGAAAUGUAUACCUGCGUCCAGUGGGGGAUCCCAGCACCCAGUGAGUUACUGAGCUGUUCAGAGCAUGUUUGUUCCUGGUGUUUGCUAAUUAAACUUGUCUCGGUAGAGAAAUCCCUGCUGGAUAUGUCUGCGGACAUUAUGAAGAUAGUAUGCAAUGUGAUGCCCUGUAAGCUCACCAAAGAGAAGAAUGGCAUCUUGGGUAUGGUGGCAAAGAGGCUGUGUGGAAAUAAAACCCAGCAUAGGCCAUACUGCAGUAGGAAUGUAAUAAAGGAAAGAAUGCUGUCUCCCUCAAUCAUGGACUGCUGCAUGGCAUGUCAUUACGUGUUGUUCUCUGUCUACACAUACUGCCAGAUCUACAUGUACUGUAUUAUUAAAUAAUA